Rotaria socialis is the source of this 264-nucleotide messenger RNA. The record is from the annotation of a GenBank genome assembly. Lineage: Eukaryota; Metazoa; Rotifera; Eurotatoria; Philodinida; Philodinidae.
AUGCUCGAAGAUCUCGGCAUGGAUGAAGAAGAAGGUGUAAUUCCAUUACCUAAUGUUAAUUCAGCUAUUUUUAAAAAAAUUAUUCAAUGGGCAGCUCAUCAUAAAGAUGAUCCACCUCCAAUAGAAGAUAAUGAAAAUCUUGAUCACGGAAAACUUUUCGAUCUUAUUUUGGCUGCUAAUUAUUUAGAUAUCAAAGGUUUACUUGAUGUAACAUGUAAAACAGUUGCAAAUAUGAUCAAAGGAAAAACACCAGAAGAAAUUUGA